Molecule: messenger RNA, 1326 nt
Organism: Epinephelus fuscoguttatus (brown-marbled grouper)
Lineage: Eukaryota; Metazoa; Chordata; Actinopteri; Perciformes; Serranidae
Gene: mims2
Product: family with sequence similarity 210 member B
Exons: 3
Coding region: 166-1092 (308 amino acids)
Cellular component (GO): mitochondrion
Source: RefSeq, a predicted model, not a curated record
UGGCUGUGAGUGAUAAUCGGUCAACCAGAGGACCGGAGGGAGGCAGGAGGGCACAGGGCAGCAUGUUUACAGCUCCGUGCAGUCAUAAUUAGCUGCUCUAAACGACUCACUCGCUUUAUUCGAUUUGUCGCAGACCUCACGCUGGUUUCGCGGCGGUCGUCGACAAUGUUUCUGUGCCGCACGGGGAGGCUUUCUGCAGCGGCUCUGGAUCAAGCUUUGAAGUCAACGGGUUCGUUUCUAGUGCGAGUCAAAAGACUGAGGGACGUCACUGUGACAUUACGCAAGGGGAACACGUUUCAGCGAUACCGGUGUUUCUGUGUGUCCGUCGGAGGCGUCGACACAACUCUUGCGCACCUGGGGAAACAACAACAACCGGACACGCAGCCCGCCCAGACUCGGGACUCGUCGUGUGCUUUACACUGGGAACACUUGGACCGAGUGGCUACUGUAGCCGUGAGUCUCUCCAAGCGCGUGCAAAGUGAAGGCGGUUAUGUAGAUGUUAUCACGCAGCCGCUCGAGCACACUAACAGGCGCCACAGGGGAGAGCCCGUGGGUCAUGGUUUGUUUACAGGUAACUGGCGGGUUUCCAGUCCACUCUGCUCCACGGGGACAAUGCAGACCAGAGGCUUAUCCACGAAGAAGAGCAGCGAGGAGCAGACAGCUGACAACAAAGGGGAUGAGCUGAAUGUAAAGGAGGCCUCUGCUACCUACUCAUCUACAACAAAGGCCCCGGGGGAGCCGGAGCCAGAGGAAGGAAAACCAAACAAGACCCAGCAGCUAAAAAAAGUCUUCAAGGAGUAUGGAGCGGUGGGAGUCUUCUUUCACGUAGGGAUCUCCCUCAUGUCCCUGGGAAUGUUCUACCUCCUUAUAUCCAGUGGGAUCGAUAUGGCAGCCGUGCUGUGCAAAGUGGGCUUCAGCGAGGCGGUUGUUCGGUCUAAAAUGGCAGCGGGGACGAGCACGUUCGUCUUGGCCUACGCCAUCCACAAGCUCUUUGCCCCAGUUCGCAUCAGCAUCACUUUGGUGUCUGUGCCUCUCAUCGUGCGCUACUUCAGAAAGACUGGUCUCUUUAAACCGCCCACACCUGCACCCUGAUGACCCUCCUCUGCUCCUCUGCUGCCUCGCCAAGCAACAAACAUCCUGACUGUUAAUGGCCAUAAUUAAAACUCCUGUACAUAUCCUUACUCACUCGCCUUCACAUAGAAAAGCCUCAUCCUUUCUCAGUUGUCAUUGUGAAUUCAGGUGAAACAUUUCCUUCAUUAGUUCCAGCUGAAGUAGAAUCGAAGUGUUUGGUUGUGUGACUGUAGGAUUAAAACGUCUCAAGUGCAA